CUCAAACAUUUUCACCCUCACAGCACACACUCUCUCAAAACCAGUUCCACCAAGCUUCUCUUAUGGCGCUGUUCGCCGGUCGUUCCCGCCGGGCCCUAACUCUUUCCUAUUCACUUAUCAAUCACCAAAGGCUAUCAUCCUCUUCCAUAUGGCCACCAAUUCCUGCGCUUUCUACCUCCUCCUCCUUCGCGUUUGGCCCGGAAAAUCGUUCUUUGGAGUUUCGUCAAUUCAAAAUCCCCUUUCAAUCCAGGAACUUUACAUCGUCUUCAGUCUCGUUUCAGGCGGCUAGAUCGUCAUUUCGAGGCGGUGACAACGAAGAAAUCACCGAGGACACUAUACUGUUCGAGGGAUGCGACUACAACCAUUGGUUGAUUACCAUGGAUUUCCCUAAGGACCCUGAGCCAACCCGAGAGGAGAAGAUUGAGACCUAUCUCCAAACUUUGGCUAAAGUUGUCGGAAGUUAUGAAGAAGCAAAGAAAAAGAUGUAUUCUCUUAGUACGACGACUUAUCAAGGAUUCCAGUGCGUCGUGACGGAGGAGAUGUCCGAGAAAUUCAAAGGUUUGCCUGGAGUUGUCUUUGUGUUGCCAGAUUCAUACAUUGAUCCUGUGAACAAAGAGUACGGAGGUGAUAAGUAUGAAAAUGGUGUAAUCACACCUAGACCACCUCCAUUUCAGUAUGGGAGGAACAGAGGAAGAUCUGGUGAUCAAAAUAGGGACUAUAACCGCAGAGAAGGUAGUCCAAUUAGGAAUCAACCAGGUAACUUUGGAAAUCCCAAUCAGGAAAGGAAUUUCAGGCAGCCUGGAGAUUAUUCUAGGCCGCAACCAUCAGGAGGCAUGAGAGAUCAUUCACAAUCGAGUAAUUUUCCUGGUAGAGGAGAUUCAAUUCCUCCAUUUCAGUCGAAUAAUAGUCAAGGUGGGGUUGGAUAUCCUAAUUCCCAAGGAGGAUCACCUUCUGGAGAUCAACGAAAUUAUGCGCCUCCUCAAGGUGGGAAUUUCGGGCCACCUCAAGGUGGCAAUUUCGGGCCUCCUCAAGGUGGCAAUUUCGGGCCUCCUCAAGGUGGGAAUUUCGGGCCUCCUCAAGGUGGGAAUUUCGGGCCUCCACGAGGUGCAAAUUAUGGGCCACAAGCUGGUGGAGCUUAUGGGCAAGCAGCAGAUACAAAUUAUGGACCGCCAAGAGGAUCAACUUAUGGCCAGCAACAAGCAGGUGGCAAUUAUGGACCACCAGCAGGUGGAAAUUACGGCCAUGGAGAAGCUGGAAAUUAUGGGCAAGGAGCAGGGAGAAAUUUUGGUCAACCAGCUGGUGGAAACUUUGGUCAACAGGGAAGUGGAUACUAUGGACAAGCCAAUGCUCAGAACUAUGUCCAGCCAGGUAUGGGGAAUAACAGCGAAAGGCCAGGUGGAAAUUAUGGGCAGGGAUUCAGUACAAGUCAAGUGCAACAAGCGGGUUCUUCUCCCCCUACUGGGUUUGUUCAGGAUGUCCAAACACAAGGAGACGAACAUAAGCUUAGACAUAUGGAGCAAAUAGGCAACAUUCAAGGGGACCAUCAAAGGAACUACACAUCAACUCCUCAGAAUGUGGUGGAUCAAGGAAAAUACUGAAAAUUCAAUUCUGGUUACAAACGAUGUGAGAAAUCUGGAAAAUCCGCACAUGGCAAUCUUGCAACUUUUGCUUUCUUAUUAUAUAUAACAUUGAAAUUCACCAGCUCUUGUAGAAUGUUUUAGCCACAUUAUCAACAGUUUGUUUAGCCUUGAUUAUGUUGAGUUGUUGAGACAAAGAUGGACCACUUUAUGGCUAUAAUAUUGUUUAAUGUUUGAUGAAUA
This is a messenger RNA of Impatiens glandulifera, 1820 nucleotides long. Its product is annotated as multiple organellar RNA editing factor 1, mitochondrial-like. NCBI's taxonomy places the organism in Eukaryota, Viridiplantae, Streptophyta, Magnoliopsida, Ericales, Balsaminaceae. Gene Ontology annotation, cellular component: mitochondrion. Gene Ontology annotation, biological process: mitochondrial mRNA modification; cytidine to uridine editing. The coding region runs from base 63 to 1598 and encodes 511 amino acids. The transcript has 5 exons. The record is from RefSeq and is a predicted model, not a curated record.